Molecule: messenger RNA, 114 nt
Organism: Haemonchus placei
Lineage: Eukaryota; Metazoa; Nematoda; Chromadorea; Rhabditida; Trichostrongylidae
Source: the annotation of a GenBank genome assembly
AUGUCGAACACAAACUUUGUUGCCUAUAAGAACUCUGUAGAGUACUUUCCCAACACGUUUGAGUACUUUUCCACUGCUCCACUCUUCUUGAUUCCCAUGGUACUGACGAGUUAG